This is a messenger RNA of Paraphaeosphaeria sporulosa, 1520 nucleotides long. RefSeq lists its product as uncharacterized. The transcript has 2 exons. Bases 285 to 1346 code for a protein of 353 amino acids. Gene Ontology annotation, biological process: fungal-type cell wall organization. Gene Ontology annotation, cellular component: fungal-type cell wall. Gene Ontology annotation, molecular function: structural constituent of cell wall. The record is from RefSeq and is a predicted model, not a curated record. Lineage: Eukaryota; Fungi; Ascomycota; Dothideomycetes; Pleosporales; Didymosphaeriaceae.
UUGACGCGUACUGUGGAGAGACGAUCGACCAUGGCCCGAGUGUUCCCUCAAGCGCCGAAAACGUUACGAUCAUACGGAUGAAACCCCCGCAUAGGUAUUUAGGUGUCGUGAUCCUACCCUGAUGUCUCUUCAUCUCUCUCGUUGUCGUGGAUACUAGUUUUAUUGCAGCCUUGUGACUGAUACCUCGUUUCUCAGUCUACGCUUUCGUUACUUGUACCUACUCAUCACCGGUAUAUAAACAGCUGUUGGCCUUUGGAUACUUCGAUAGUUCGAUACUCGCAAAGAUGAAAUCCUUCGUUCCUCUCGCGCUUGCGGCCUCUGUCGCCGCGCUUCCCCAGCAGUCUUCCGGAUCGGACUGCAAGGACUCCCGAGAUGGCACUUUCGCCAUUUCAGUCGUCAAUGUCACCGAUUCUUCCACCAAGCGCAGCGUUGAAAGACGCCAGCUUUCUGGCAUUCUCAACCUUUCGCUUGAGGGCGGUGAAUUGAAGGACCAGGCUGGUCGUACUGGAUACAUUGCGGCGAACCACCAGUUCCAGUUCGACGCCCCCGUCCAAGAGGGAGCUAUCGAGACAUCUGGAUUCUCCGUCUGCGGCAACGGAACCUUGGCUCUCAGCGGUUCAGCGAUCUGGUACCAGUGCUACUCUGGCGGAUUCUACAACCUAUACGAUGAGACACAGGGUGAGCAGUGCAACCCGAUCUACAUCUACGCACAGUCAAGCGGUGCCAGCGAGAGUGGCGCGGUCAGCCAGUCCCCCGAUGGACAGCCCGCUGCCUCCACCCAGGUCUCGGCGCCUGCUGUCUCCCAGCUCACCGAUGGCCAGCCCCAGGCGCCUACUUCCCAGGGCGCUGCUCCCACUGCCCCGGUAGUCUCUCAGAUCUCCGACGGUCAGCCCCAGGCUCCUACUUCCCAGGCUGCUGCUCCCAGUGCUCCCGUCGUCUCCCAGAUCUCCGAUGGUCAGAUCCAGGCUCCUACUUCCCAGGCUGCUGCUCCCACCUCUGCCCCAGUCGGAGUCCCCAUCUCCCAGAUCAGUGAUGGUCAGAUCCAGGCUCCUACCGCCGCCCCAUCUGCUCCCCUUGUCUCUCAGAUCAGCGACGGCCAGCCCCAGGCUCCCAUCGCUACUCCCGCUGAGUCCACUGUUGCCGCUCCCCAGCCCACGGGCGGUCUCGUCUCCCAAAUCUCCGACGGUCAGCCACAGGCUCCCGUCGCCUCCGGCACCGGCGCUGGCAACUACUCCAGCAACGCGACCGCCACUGGCAGUGUCGAGUUCCCUGGUGCUGCCACCACCCCCAUGGCCGCUGCUGGUGCCAUGGCGGCCGGUCUCAUGGCCAUGGUCUUCAUGCUAUAAGCAUCUCCACCUAUCUUUCCUCUUCAAUCUUAGUGAUAUUGGAUUUACUACUUGUCAAGUUAUAGGCGUAUGGAUGGGUUAACGAGACUCAUGCGCCACGCACUCCUUUCCGAGCAAUUAGCGGCAUCGGUUCAUCCAUAAUGCGUUAUGUCAUGGUAUGGUAAUGGCGGGUGG